This is a messenger RNA of Striga hermonthica, 765 nucleotides long. The record is from the annotation of a GenBank genome assembly. NCBI's taxonomy places the organism in Eukaryota, Viridiplantae, Streptophyta, Magnoliopsida, Lamiales, Orobanchaceae.
AUGGCGAGCACAUACGUUCCGCUAGGAUUUCGUUUCCAUCCUACUGAUGAGGAGUUGGUAUUAUACUACCUCAAACGGAAGAUCCUGGGUAAAAAAUUCGUCAUGGAAGUGAUAGCUGAGGUCAAUGUCUACAGAUUUUCUCCUUGGGAUCUCCCAGAUCAGUCUUGCUUGAAAACUAAGGAUCGACAGUGGUUCUUUUUCUGUCGAAGAGAGAAGUUCCCAGGUGGAUCUAGAGUGAAGCGUUCUACUGAGAAAGGAUACUGGAAAGCGUCAGGAAACGACCAACCCGUGCUCCACAACGGUAAAAAAGUCGGAACUAGAAAGACUUUGGUGUUUCAUGUGGGUCAUGCAUCCCGAGGGGAAAGAACAGAUUGGGUUGCACACGAAUAUCAUAUUCUUGAUGAGGAGUUGGCUGCAACAGGCCUUCAAGAUACAUAUGUUGUAUGGAAAAUCUUCCUAAAGGAUGGUCCAGGCCCUAAGCACGGUGCGCAAUAUGGGGCUCCGUUUAACGAAGCUGAUUGGGAAAUGGAUGAUCAAAGUGGUGAUCUAACUGUUGCAGCUGCAACUCCAUUACUGAAUGAAGAUCAAAUGAGUCGUCCUACCUUGCCUGGUCAAUUAACCAUUGAAGACUUCACUGAACUUUUGACUCCACUGAGUGAUGAUGAUUUGUUGAUUCUUAAUGAGUAUGGAGGUGCUGCCCAGAUGAAUGAUAACUCGGUCGUCAUUGAACCGGACGAGGCAUUGCAGCCAUUUGAACAACCUUGA